This is a messenger RNA of Rhagoletis zephyria (snowberry fruit fly), 318 nucleotides long. RefSeq lists its product as uncharacterized. The record is from RefSeq and is a predicted model, not a curated record. Lineage: Eukaryota; Metazoa; Arthropoda; Insecta; Diptera; Tephritidae.
AUGAUAGUGCAGCGACCGCAAUGUACGUUUUUUUUUUUGGGAAAAGAAUUCCUCAAAUCGUGUUUUGCUGUUUUGUGUGCCCGUGCAUUCCACCAACUUGAUCGGCUGCCUCUUAACAGCAUUUUUUCAACUUUUCGUGGCCGUGUGACUCUCACAUCGCCACUGCGUGUCUUCCGCUUCUCUUUCUGUAGGACCACUGCAUCGUAUGUUUCUUCUGCUGCUCCACACGUUUACGACUGCUUGGUGUUCCCUUAUUCAUCUGGCUCGUACAUUGCGGUCGCUGCACUAUCAUCUUGCUUAAACUAAUUUAGAGCCAUC